Sus scrofa (pig) is the source of this 6835-nucleotide messenger RNA. RefSeq names its product mastermind like domain containing 1 (gene MAMLD1). Gene Ontology annotation, biological process: regulation of transcription by RNA polymerase II. Gene Ontology annotation, cellular component: nuclear body. The record is from RefSeq and is a predicted model, not a curated record. Lineage: Eukaryota; Metazoa; Chordata; Mammalia; Artiodactyla; Suidae.
UGAAAAGACAAAAACAAACAAACAAACAAACAAAAGGAAUAUUGGUCCAUCUCAUCUAAUUUCCAGAUUUAUGCAUGUAUAGUUGCUUGUAUUAAAAUCCCUUAUUCUCCUUUACAUGUCUACAGGGUCAAUAGUAAUAUUCCUUUUUUCAUUCUAAUAUUGGUAAUUUGCGUCUCGCUUAGAGGAUUGUUAAUUUUAUUAUUUCGUCAAAGAGCUACCUUUUUCUGAUUGGGUUUCACUAUUUUUUAUCGUUAUUUUUAAUGUCAUUUCAACAUUAGUAUCUAUUCUUUAUGGUCCCUUCCUUCUGUUUGCUUUGGGUUUAUUUUGUUCUCUUGUUACUUGGCUCCUUAGGUGGAAACCUACAUUAUUGAUUUUAGACCUUUCUUCAUUUCCGUUAUAAGCAUUUAGUGCUAUAAUUUCCUUCUCAGCACAGCUUUACCUGUGCUCCACAAAUUUUGAUGUAUUUUUAUUUUCAUUUAGUUCCAUGUAUUUUUAAAUUUCUCUUGAGACCUCCUCUUUGACUCAUGAAUUAUUAUUUUCUUAAUUGUGCUGCUUAGUUUCCAAGUGUUUGGAGAUUCUCCUAUUGUCCUUCUGUUUUUGUUUUCUAAUUUGAGUCCCUUGUAGUCAGAGAAAACUCCCAUGUAUCACUUCAAUUCUUUUACAUUUUUGCGGAUUGUUUUAUAGUCCAGAAUAUGUGUAUCUUGGUAUGUAUUCCUUGGGUGCUUGUGAAUUUUACUGUUUCUUGGUGGAGUGUUCUAUAAAUGUCAGUUAGAUCCUGUUAGAUGGUGGUGGUGUUGAGUUCCAUAUCUUGCUGAUUUUCUAAUCGUUCCACCAGUCGUUGGGGACGGCAUGUUGAAGUCUCCACUGCAAAUGUAAAUUUUGUUUCUCCUUUCAGUUCUUUUAAUUUUUGCUUCGUAGAUCAUGUAGCUCUGUUGUUUGGUACAUAUACAUUUACGAUUAUUUUGUCUUCUUGGUGAAUUGACCCUUUUACCACGAUGUAAUGUCCCUCUCUGUGCCUGGUAAUUUUCUUUGUUCUGAAGUUACUUUAUAUGAUGUUACUAGAGCCACCCUGCUCCUUUUCUUUCAAAUGAACAUUGCAUGGUUUUCAUCCUUUUACUUCCUCGAUGCCCAUAUCAUUCUAUUUGAGGUGAGCGUCUUGCAGACAGCGUAUUGUUGGGUUAUGUUUUUUUCUGGACGCUGCCAAGUGCUGUCUUUUAAUUGGUUUAUUUAGACUAUUUUCACUUAAUGUACUUACUGGUGUCAGGGCUUAAUUUUGCCAAGUUAUUUUUAACUUGUUUGCUCUCUAUUUUUGUUUCUCUAUUUUCUCUUUCCUGUUUUCCUGUGGGGGACUUGAAUAUUUUUUAGAAUUCCAUUUGAUGAUUCAUGCGUAAUGUUUUUGCAUGUAUCUUUUUGUAUACUAUUUUUCAUGGUUGCUCUAGGUGUUACACCCUAUAUACAUGCCUUCUAAGGGUCUGCUGGUGUCGGCAUUUUACCAGUUCAAGUGAAACCUUACCUCUCUUUCCACCCCAUUACCACCCUCUGGUGUUUGUAAUGUAAUUGUGUUAAAUAUUUCUUCCACCCACAUUUAGAACCACAGCAUGCCAUGCUAUAAUUGGUGCUUCACCAAACAUAACUUAGAAAACUUGAAAGGAAAAGAAAAGUCUACUCUAUUUACCCCUAUUUUUUUUCUCUAUUAUUCUCUCUUCCUUGGUGAUGUCCAGAAUUUCUUCUUUUAUCAUGUCCUUUCUGUUUGAAGACAAGAAGUUCCUGUAGCCGUUCUCCCAGGAGAGGUGUGUUGGUAACAAAUUCUUUUCAUUUUCCCGCACCUGAGAAUGUUUCGAGUCCCUUCGCACACCUGAAGCUUAUUUUUCCGCACCUGCUUGGAUCUUCGGUUUUGGCUGACUCCCUCUGACGAUGCUUUGGCAGGGAGAGGGGGGCACUGUCCCAUUUCUGCCAUGUGGCCGUGGACAUCCAGGUGCCCCACUUAGCCUUCAUUGACCCCAGGGAGGUGCGGGCGUCUCACGACCACUGGGCAGGGGUGCCCUGGCUGGGACGGGAAAAGACUACUGCUCGGUGGGGGUGGAGUCCAGGCCCCCAGGUGGCCUCGGCUGAUGGGACUGGGUGGGACCACCCUUUGUUUUCUGCGGCGUUGAGCUGAAUUCGAGUGGUUCUUAUAGAAGAGGGUUCUGUCUUGGUAGGUUGCCCCUUUCCUGGUCUUUUGACUACGGAGACCGGGCUUUUGCUGGGGCCUUUCUGUCUGUGCUCAUUGGCACUUUGGGCUCCAGGUCUGGGAUCUAUGAGGCGAAAAGAAAAACCCAGGGGCCUCGCCACCGUGUUGUUCCUUCGGCCCCAAGGACCCUAGCCAGUCUGCUUUCUUCUCUCCACCUCUCGGGGUCUUCCUCCGUUUGUUUGCUAUGUAGCGACCCGAGAUUUUCGUUGUACUCCGUGGGAGAAUGGGGAAGGUGCGUCUCCAUUUUGCCAGAGGCCGACAUCUGGACGUUGAAACUUUAGGCCUGGUUCUGCGCGGCCAGGAACAUCUGUGGGAAGGAGAGCUUCCCCCACAUACCAGCGCUCAGCACCGCUCUUAUUCCAUGUCUGCAUCAGCAGAAACAGAGAGGCAUGAAACAAAACCGCAUGAAAACCUCUGCUAGACCUGGGUUCGCACGUGUCUGUGUAUCCGCCGUGCAGGGCAGAAAUUGAGGCAGCCCUGAUCCCGGGCCGCUCGGCCGCUUCCGCGUAAACCAGGGCGCCCUUCUGGCCCCCAUUGCUUCCUGCCCCUGGCUGUCAGCGCCCCCGGCUGGGUGCCGACCUGGGCGGAGGUGGCAGCUGCUCCUUCUGCAGGCCCGGGUAGAAGGCUUCGGGAGAGCCGAAGGGGCUGUGCGCCAUCCCCCGAGCCCAGCGCCCGGGUUUCGCCUUAAGAAAUAAGCGAACCCGUGUCAAAGAACAGAGGGCCUCUCCGCACAUCUCCGGGCCCACCUGCCCCAGGACCCGCUGCCCCCGCCUCUCGGCCCCGCUCUUGUGUGACUCACAUCAGGCUGCUCGGCCAGCCCUCCCUCAGCUCCCCGGUGCACUGCGCUCUGCCCCGUGGGUGGCCAGCGACGGCCAUCUCACCCCCCCCCCAGUGACCCGCAUCCCUGGAGGUGGGAGGGGCUGGGUGAGGGUGGCCGGUGGGGGGGCGGGGGCAGAGGGACAGGACCGGGAAUGUGGCUGACUCCGCCCACACCUGUCCUCACAGUGAGAGUCUGUGAUUCACGGGGUCAAUGGUCUCAUCUUCGUAUCUGAAAGACAGUGUACUUUUUGUCUCCCUAAGCCCUGUGUCUAGGUCGCUUGGGAAGCGCCUUGGAGAGUCAAGAAUAAAAUUGCAGGUCAAACAAUGGAUGACUGGAAAAGUCGGCUUGUAAUCAAGAGCAUGCUUCCCCAUUUCGCCAUGGUGGGAAAUCGUCAGGAGCCCAGAAAGCUCCAGGAAUCGGGAACCAUUAAGAGGAGGCAGGAAGGAGAUAAUUUCCAGCUCUCAGGCAUGGCCGACGGGGGUUACCCGAAUAAAAUCAAGAGACCUUGCCUCGAAGAUGUCACCCUUUCUCUGGGCCCAGGUGCCCACCCCAGCACACCCUGUCCAGAGCUGCAGGUCCCUGCAUUAGCCAUGAACCCGAGCUCUGCAGCUCUGGGAACUGCCAGCCACGCGUUACUCCUCGAAACUAAUCCCAUGAACGGCGGCGUGAUGGGCUCACCCUUUGUGGUGCCACCCACGGCAGAAAUGGGGCUGAAAGGGCCCCCUCUUCCUUACUAUGACAAAAGCAACAGCGUGCCCGCUGUAGACCAGGAGCUUCAGGAUCUGCUGGAGGAGCUGACAAAAAUCCAAGAACCCUCUCCGAGUGAGCUGGAUCUGGAGAAGAUCCUGGGCAGCAAGCCGGAAGAACCGCUGGUCUUAGACCCCGGCCCGGCCGCCCUGGGCGCCACUCCCAAGCCGGCCGUACAGAUGCCGCCCUUGGAGAGCCUGGCUUCCGGCAAAGACUUUGCCUCAAGCUGCAGCCAGGUCACUGGUGUGUCGCUGCCGAUCCCACCCUCUUCUGUGGGGGUCAGCUAUGGGGUUCCCUCCACCAGUAAGCAGAUGGCCUCGCCCAGUUCUUCCACCGCGCAGGCCCAGAGCCAGGUCCCGGCGAUGCUCCCUGCCGCCCUGCCCCCGCUCCCGGUGCCGCAGUGGCACCAUGCCCAUCAGCUGAAGGCGCUGGCGGCCAGCAAGCAGGGGUCCAGCGCCAAGCAGCCGGGCCCCACCACCAGCUGGUCGGGCCUGCCUCCCCCAGGCCUCUCCCCGCCUUACCGCCCGGGGCCGUCGCCGCACCCGCCGCAGCCCUUCAGCCCGCAGGGCCUCAUGGGGUCGUGCAUGUCGUCCAGCAGCCUGCCCGGGAGCACCCUGCACGGCUCCCCCGGCGCCUUGCUCUCCAGCGGGGCGCCCAGCAGCAGCUCUGCCCUCGGACCCGCCCUGCCCUACGCCCCCGAGAAGCUCCCCAGCCCCGCUCUCCACCAGCAGCCCCAGUUCAGCCCGCAGAACUCCAUCCUCGCCCACCUGGUGUCCUCCGGCAUCAAGACCCCGCAGGGGCACCUGAUGUCCGCUCUGCCCACCAGCACCCCGGGGCCUGCCACCCCCUACCGCCCGGAGAAGCUGGCCAGCCCGGGCCUGCCCCAGCAGUCCUUCACGCCGCAGUGCCCCCUCGUCCGCAGCCUCACGCCCACCACGCAUCCGCUCAGCCAGCCGCUGCCGCAGGCCAAGGCCAGCUUCAAGCCCAUGGCCACCACCUCGCCCAAAAGCCUGAGCGUGAUCAUGCAGCAGGGGCUGGCCAGCCCCGGCCCCGGAGCCCCGGAGCCUUUCACUUUCAGCAACACCAAGCCCUUGUCACACUUCGUCUCCGAGCCGGGCCCCCAGAGGCUGCCCUCCGUGCCCGCCCCGUCUCGGCAGCCCGCGCUGCUCCACUACCUGCAGCAGCCGACGCCGACGCAGGCCUCUUCUGCCACGGCCUCCUCCACGGCCACGGCCACCUUGCAGCUGCAGCAGCAGCAGCAGCAGCAGCAGCAGCAGCAGCCUGACCAUUCCUCGUUCCUCCUGCAGCAGGUGAUGCAGCAACCGCAGCGCCUUCAGCGGUCGGUGGCCUCGGACGCCGUGCCUUCUUUGCCCAGACAGGCCUGUUGCCAUCUGUUUUCGUGGACGUCUGCGGCUGGCUCGGGGGAGCGCCAGCACCAGCACUGGAACCCUUACCCUAGCAGGCAAGAGCCUCAGCCUGGAGACGUGUCAGCAUCUAACAUUCAAGAGAAACAGAGAUCAGGUCUUAUGGCAAUGACCCCUGAACAGCGGAGUGCAUAUGUCGCCCAACAGAUGAGUCAAUUUCAAGCCGUCCAAGAUCAAGUCACCUCCAAGUGUAGCCGGACCAAGGCAAGCCCCCCAUCCAGCCAGCUCAUGAUGCCACCCAGAGCUGGGCUCCUUCAGCACAAUCGGAGUCCAGGAACCAUCCCACCCACCAGGCACCAGGGCCGCGAGGGCGUGGGCAUGAUCUCACCAGCUCCUGGCAGGCAGCAAGGGGUUUUCCGCUCUGGCCCCCCGGUUCCCGCACCCUUGCGCUCCAGCCACAACGCCCUGGGCAGCCUCGGCCCUGUCCGUCGCCAUCCGCAGAUUUCCAAGGCUAUCCCCUCAGGAGUGUCCCUGCCCGGGUUCUGCCCCAGCCCCCUGGGCAGCCGCCCCCUGGGUCCCCAUCCGCUCGGACAGCCCUGUGUGCCAAGAACACCCACCGCGUUCGAUAACGCUGCCUGGGUGCCGCCGCCACCGGCCGCGACUACGGCGGUCUCGAGGGAGCCCCCCCCAAGCCCAGCAGCUCAUGGCAUCCAGCAGCAUUUUGAUGGCAACUCCAUCUUCGCCAAGGCCCCCGUGGGACCCCCCCUGGUAGCCCCAGCAUUUCCGUCACAGCAGGCGGUUGUGCCCCCUAAUCAGAUGGCCCCGGGGGGCAGGCCUGGCCAGAAGGUGGAUGCCGCCCCAGCCAACCCCAGCUUCAGCCUGCUGGGCAACCAGAGCCUCAGACAGAGCCCAGUGCGGGGUCCGGUGCCUGUGCUGAACGCCCCCAAGUCCCUCCAGCAAGGCACGACCAGCUUUGGUCCCAUGAGUCCCAUCCAGGGCAUCGAGCCGCCAAGCUAUGUGGCCGCUGCUACUGCCGCCACCGCUGCUGCCUCCACCAUCGCUGCUGCCUCCACCAUCGCUGCCAGCCAGUCCCCUGGUCCCCUCCACAGAAUAGGGAGCCCCCCUGCAUUGCCACCCUACGAUUUUCUGCCCCAGCCCCCACUCAAUGAGCCGAUUCCACCACCCGACUGCAGUGAGGUGGACUUCAUCGAAGCUCUCUUGAAAGGCCCCAGCGUGAGCCCCGAUGAAGACUGGGUGUGCAACCUGAGGCUGAUCGAUGACAUUCUAGAACAGCACGCUGCUGCCCAAAAGGCCGCAGCCCAGAACGCUGGCCACGUCACUCAGCAGCCUGGCCACAUCCCCCAGAAUGCCGGCGAGCUUUAAAUGAAACCCCCAGAAACCCCGACAUUGACGUCCCUCCGGGGAGUGGUGACUCCACAGCCAAGUCCCAGCUGGCCCCAGCCAGUCGCACGGAUCUUUCCUCAUUGCAAUUCGAGGGGCGUCUGCCCGUGUCCAUCCCUCUCUACCUGUGACAAGAUGGAAAAGCUGGUGAUUUUUCAAGCUACCUGUACAUAUCUGAAAAUUUUGUAAAUGGUUUUCCUAAACAUUAAUGACAGAAGUAUUUAUACUUCAUUUUGUGACUUUGUAAAUAAAGCGACGGCUUUUGUUUCCGUA